AUGGCCAAACUGGCAGUUGUUUUGUGCAUGGCCGUUCUAUUGGCCACCGUGGAGCAUCGUGUUGAAGCAACUGUGGUUAGGUUGUUGACCGAUUUCAUCCAGAAUAACGUCGCGGGUAUUCCGUUGAUCCACAAAACCGAGGAGUACGAUUUCGAUCCGGAGAUUAGCAAAAAACGUCGGGAGCUGUACUAUGAGCUUCACGGAUACCGAGGGGAAAAAGUAAUCGAACGGCUCGGUCUCGGCAUUGACGGUAAACACCAUGAACGAUUGGCGCAUCAGAGGCAGCGCGACGAGGGACAUCUGCAGGGCCUCAACUAUCUGCAGCCGUAG
Molecule: messenger RNA, 330 nt
Organism: Anopheles coustani
Lineage: Eukaryota; Metazoa; Arthropoda; Insecta; Diptera; Culicidae
Exons: 3
Coding region: 1-330 (109 amino acids)
Source: RefSeq, a predicted model, not a curated record